This is a messenger RNA of Nicotiana attenuata, 624 nucleotides long. RefSeq lists its product as uncharacterized. The record is from RefSeq and is a predicted model, not a curated record. The transcript has 2 exons. Bases 1 to 624 code for a protein of 207 amino acids. NCBI's taxonomy places the organism in Eukaryota, Viridiplantae, Streptophyta, Magnoliopsida, Solanales, Solanaceae.
AUGACAAAUUUGGAGCGGCAAAUGGGAAAACUUGCUAGUGCCCAAAAUACUCGACCAGUUGGAGCCCUUCCAAGCGACACUGAGGCUAAUCCUAAGGAAUCUAUUAAUGCUGUAUCAUUGAGGAAUGGGAGACAUUUAGAAGAAGUCCGGUCGAAAAAGAGAAAACAAGUGAACUUUAAUGAAAAGUCGGCCACUAUAGAGUCAGAAUCAGAAAAAUCAAAGGAGUUGGAGAAGCCAGCUGAAGAGGCAGACAUAGUAGCAAAUAAAAGGAGGUUGACCGAUUUCAAGACUGUGGCACUCACUGAGGAAUGUAGCUCAAGAAUUCAAAGCAAGCUACCUCAGAAAUUGAAGGAUCUGGAUAGUUUCACUAUCCAAAUCUCGAUUGAUAAGCAUGUAUUCGGGCGAGCUUUAUCUGAUCUUGGAGCGAGCAUCAAUUUGAUGCCGCUAUCUAUGUUCAGGCAGUUGGGUUUGGGUGAGUCGCGCCCAACAACGGUAAUCUUACAAUUGGAUGAUCGCUCUCUUGCUCAUCCUGAAGGACUGAUUGAAGAUGUGUUAGUUCAAGUGGCUUCUUUCAUAUUCUUAUCUUUGCCUACGAGCCUGAUCAUGUUGGGGCGCCCAUUCUAA